ACGUUCUGUAGAUAGAAUUUUCAUUACAUUUCAGAUCUUUCAGUGAACUGGACAUCAAACUACUGAGGAAAACAGACUGAUAGCGACUUUAAAAAACUGACUGAUACUGUUAGCUCACAAUAUUAGAGGUAGACGACGCUUCAGACACAGUAAAGUCAUGUCACGGAGAAGCUCAAGAUUAGAUUUGUCGGGAUAUUAUAACAACGAGGGCGAACCCGUUAUUAGAUACAGGGAGUCCAGGCAGAGGAAUAUCAAACGACGUAGGACCACCUUCCAGUCCUGGAGACAACGUCUUCUCGACACAGCAGACGGCGAGAGCGAAUGUGGCUCCUGCAACAAAAGACAACAAAACAACAGCAGGACCUUCAUGACGAUUGUUUCCCUGCUGAGCUUUAUUGUCUCCCUGUGUUUAGCAGGAUUUGCAUUCGCAUUGCAACAGGAAAAGCUGCAGGAGUGUGAAAAUAGGUUGAAGUACCUGCAACCGGUGGCAGAUACAAUGCCUAAUUUUGCUCUGGAGACGCAGGGGGCCUUUAUUUUACCAAGUCUUUCCACAGCAACGUACCAGCCACCAUCAUGUGUAACGUAUUUGGGUAUUUCUCUUUGGCAACCCCUUAGGAGCCCAAGGAUUGUAAUUCAGGGACACCCCCUAAGAGUGGGAGACUGCUGGCCCCUCCCUGGUGAUCAUGGACAUUUAUUUAUCGCCCUGUCCCACCCGGUUACCAUCAGCCAUGUAACACUGGGUCACAUUUCAAAGAACGUGUCCCCAAGUGGCAGCAUUUACAGUGCCCCAAAGGAGUUUUCUGUCUUUGGCAUGAAGACUUUAGAUGAUGAAGGAACCCAACUAGGAACAUUUCUUUAUGAUCACGAUGGGGACCAGGUACAGACUUUCAAACUGCCUGAUCAUAAAAAAGGUACCUUCAACUAUGUGAAGCUGCAAGUUGAGAGCAACUGGGGCCAUCCGGACUACACCUGCCUGUACAACUUCAGAGUCCAUGGAAUGCUGCAAACCGGAGAAGGGAAACGAGAGAAGAUAAAACUGUCUUCUGGUUGCAGAGAUUGGUAAGUAAAGUAUGGGUAAGUAUGUAUUUGUUUGAAUGUAAGGACUCUGACCAUCUGUGAGUAACUCAACUUAAUUUUGAACUUGUGUUGUGGAAUUUGCAGUCAUAAAAUAUAAGCAAUUUUUGUGUUAAUUUGGGGAGGGGGGUCUACAGCUGUAUAUUUGCUGGGGGGGAAGUAUGGUUCCCCAUACCUUCUCCCAGCAAACAUCAUACCUGACAGGGCUCAGAGGUAUGUCACAGCUGUGCAGCACACGUUGGCAGGAUGGAGACAGGGUGGGUGUGUUACUGGGGGGAGGUUUGGAGUACCGUGACGGUUCCCCAUUUUUCCUCCCAUCAAACCUCCUCUCUGACAGGGCUGAAAGGUAAGUUACAGCUGUGUAGCGCACUAUGACAUGGGGGGGAGACAAGGUGGGUGGUGUUUUGGUGGGUUUGUUACAGCUGUGCAGCGCACGUUGGCAGGAAGGAGACAGGGUGGGACAGUUACUGGGGGGAGGUUUGGAGUACCGUUAGGGUUCCCUAUUCUUUCUCCAAGCAAU
Messenger RNA from Centropristis striata (black sea bass), 1594 nucleotides. RefSeq names its product SUN domain-containing protein 2-like. Gene Ontology annotation, molecular function: protein-membrane adaptor activity. Gene Ontology annotation, biological process: nuclear envelope organization. The record is from RefSeq and is a predicted model, not a curated record. Gene Ontology annotation, cellular component: meiotic nuclear membrane microtubule tethering complex; nuclear envelope. NCBI's taxonomy places the organism in Eukaryota, Metazoa, Chordata, Actinopteri, Perciformes, Serranidae. The transcript is spliced from 8 exons. Bases 158 to 1063 code for a protein of 301 amino acids.